Messenger RNA from Thyridium curvatum, 1182 nucleotides. RefSeq lists its product as uncharacterized. The transcript has 2 exons. Gene Ontology annotation, molecular function: oxidoreductase activity. Bases 1 to 1182 code for a protein of 393 amino acids. The record is from RefSeq and is a predicted model, not a curated record. NCBI's taxonomy places the organism in Eukaryota, Fungi, Ascomycota, Sordariomycetes, Thyridiales, Thyridiaceae.
AUGGCGCCGGCCGCCAUCAACAUCAAGCCGGUCGAGGUGCAUAACAUUGAGACGGCGCCCGAGAAGCGCCCGAGGACGCUGAAGCACCUGCUGCGCGCCAACCACGCCAACCACUCCAUCGUCUACCACAACUUGAGCUUUGACAACCACAUGGCCCAUAUCCUGUCCUCGGCCUACCUGCUCGGCGCCGACGCCGCCCAUCUGCACCACAUCUACGAUGUCGAGGCCUCGGAGCUGGAGCCCUGGAAGGAGUCGCCCAACGAGAUCCUGCUGAGCGACUGGCGCGACUACCUGGGCGACAAGCACUACCAGCGGGCCUACAUCGACUUUUACGAGGACCAGCUGGCGCUGAGGUUCAGCUACGACUGGAAGAAGCUGGUCGAGGAGUUCAUGUUCAACGGCAAGAACCCCUUGGUCAAUGGGCUGAUUGGAGGACUUGGCCAUCCUCUCAUUCAUCUCGGCUACGCGUUUGAGAUUGAUAACCGCGAGGUGGCGAUCGAGGCCCUGGCCCUGUCAUCCGUGCAGUAUGACUUUCUGCACAAGUACAUUGACGACCCGUCAUACACCAAGCCGUCGUCCUUCAAGAUGACGUCGCCGACGGAGCUGCUCAACAAGCUUGCGGCGGACGAGCGCUUCGACGGGCUGUUCAAGCGGCCCGGCUUCGGCAACAUCGACACCAUCUUCAAGAAGCACGAGGCCCUGCUGCUCGAGUACUGGAACGCCUGGGAGCUCGCGGACCCGACCAGGCAGUUCGAGGAGUCGCAGGAGGCGGCGGUGCGGCUGCUCGUGGCGACGGUGACCAACGGCACGCACGCCUACAACUUCUUCACAGUGCACCUGCUCACAACGAGCCACGCCAUCCGCAUCCUGCUGCCCUACAUCCCCGCCCGCUUCCACGCCAACGUCGUGCGCGAGUGGUGGCUGCUGGCGCUGGCCGUCUACGUCGCCAACCUGCGGCCGCGCAUCGACCCGGACAACGUGCCCGCGGACCUCAAGGGCAAAGGGUGGAGCUACGUCGAGGACAAGGCGCUCAGGGGGCCCUGGGCCACGGACGCGCACUUUGUCAAGGCCGUGAGGGCGAUGAGGGAGGCGGCGCUGACGUGGGGGGAUGUGCACGAGCAGUAUCUGGCUGCUGCGGUGCGGUUUGUGGACGAUUUCGAGGGCUGGGUCUUUGGAGGGUGA